Molecule: messenger RNA, 1636 nt
Organism: Symsagittifera roscoffensis
Lineage: Eukaryota; Metazoa; Xenacoelomorpha; Acoela; Convolutidae
Exons: 2
Coding region: 21-1061 (346 amino acids)
Molecular function (GO): protein binding
Source: RefSeq, a predicted model, not a curated record
UUGUUUUUCAGACAGUUUUCAUGAGUGUAAUGAGAAUAGAGCAAUGGCUGAGUUCUCUCGGGUUUAAACAGUAUACGCAGCUAUUCAUUGAUAACGGCUAUGAUGAUUUCGAGCUGUGCAAGCAGCUAAGAGAAAAUGAUCUUGACUUGAUGGGAAUCACAAUUCCCAUCGUCAAAGCCGAAAUUUUAUCAAGUGUCAACAGUUUAAAACAUGCCGAAAAUGCUGCCCAUGUUUAUUUUUCUAUGGAUCCGAACUACUGGCAAACAGACGGAACCAUCAACAGUGCCUCGACUUUCAAGACUUGUCUCCAGGAACAAAAAGUAUCAGUUGCGAUUCAAGAAUCAGAUGACUCAGCCGACGUUUAUAACAUCGUCCUAAGCGAACUGGCAAACGACGGAGUCACGCCAGCAAUGUUAUUCACUUUUCCAGUUACCCUGAAAGCGAAAAGUGGAGAAAGAACUCCGGAUAAAACCUCAGACAGUGGAAAUGACUCGGAUCUGGAGGAGAUCUAUUGUGCUCAAGAUCUGGCCAGCAUCUAUGAAGAGAGGUUAAAAUUACCACAAGACAAAAUCCUCAAUGUUCUUCACUGCAUACAACGUGUUCACUGCAAAAGAAUCGAAAGUAGAAACGUUGACUUAAAAAUUGCCAAUUCUGCCAGUAACCAAUUUAACAGUAGACGAAGGACGCCCAAAUUACAGCAAAGAAUGUCCAGUUUUGAUUGCAGUACAGGUGGUAGUGAGCAUAAUCAGUUGGAAGCCGAUCCUAGGUACAGUAAUGUACCAUUUGCGUCAAAGACUCUAGGCCGAAUGCUCUCUUAUCAAAAGCCGAAAAACAUAGUGAGCGGUGUAACUUCUACCCUAAGUGGAAGUCAAAACAACAUCAACAGUAGAACUCAGGAAAAGAAAAAGACGAAAGGCCCUACAAGCAGUAGCAGCAGUAUUGGAACUUGCGAAAGUAGAGAUUGCGAUUUGUCUUACAAUACGAAUGCUUCGUCCAAUAAUACGGCAGACUAUUCAUCGUCAAAUAGUUUAGAUAGCGCCGCGUACUUGUUGCCGAAGUGAAAUUAACUUUUUCAAAGUGCUACUAUGUUAAAAAGCUAAAAGCAUGUUGUUUACAAAUUGAAUGGUGUCAUCAUGUUGCUUCCAAUUUAUGUUGUUAAAUAAUGCUUUCAAUGCGCAAGCCAAAAAGACGUUUUUCUCUUGCAUAGAUUUCAGUGUCCUUUCAAUGAUUUAUAUAUAAAAAUGGGUGUUUUGAUGACAUAAUAUGGAUUUUUUGCGUCUUUUCUGCCAUGUUCAAACUUAAAUGUUUGCUUUGCUGUUGGUUUUGUUGCAAAAAGGCCCUUUUGUUUAUUUUUGUUGAAUGAUUUGAUUCCUUCCUUGAUAUUGAUCUCGAUAACUCUCAGGUUAAAUUAUAAGCUUUGACCGUUGAUACAACCAUAAAAUAUGUCUAUCUUCUUAAAGAUAUCCGAGCUAUUCUAUAUGCUGUUUUGUUGUUUUCAAAAGGUUCUUAAACUUAGUUAGUUUAAUCAUUGGGACGCCCUUUAUUCAUUUUGCCUUAACUGUUCCGAUCAAUUUUUUCUCUCAUAAUUGAUUGGUAAUCUUCAUUUUAUGUAGUUAGAUUGAUAUUUAUUCGAAUU